AUGGGCCGUGGGGCUGGCCGCGAGUACUCACCUGCAGCCACUACUGCGGAAAAUGGGGGCGGCAAGAAAAAACAGAAAGAGAAGGAGCUGGAUGAGCUGAAGAAGGAGGUGACCAUGGACGACCACAAGCUGUCCUUGGAUGAGCUGGGCCGCAAGUACCAAGUGGAUCUGUCCAAGGGCCUCACCAACCAGCGGGCCCAGGACAUUCUGGCUCGGGAUGGACCCAAUGCCCUCACCCCACCCCCAACCACCCCUGAGUGGGUCAAGUUCUGUCGCCAGCUUUUCGGGGGCUUCUCCAUCCUGCUGUGGAUUGGGGCCAUCCUCUGUUUCCUGGCCUACGGCAUCCAGGCUGCCAUGGAGGAUGAACCAUCCAAUGACAAUCUGUAUCUGGGCGUGGUGCUGGCAGCUGUGGUCAUCGUCACUGGCUGCUUCUCCUACUACCAGGAGGCCAAGAGCUCCAAGAUCAUGGAUUCCUUCAAGAACAUGGUGCCUCAGCAAGCCCUCGUGGUGCGGGAAGGAGAGAAGAUGCAGAUCAAUGCGGAGGAGGUGGUGGUGGGAGACCUGUUGGAGGUGAAGGGUGGAGACCGAGUGCCUGCCGACCUCCGGAUCAUCUCUUCUCAUGGCUGUAAGGUGGAUAACUCAUCCCUAACAGGCGAGUCGGAGCCCCAGACCCGCUCCCCCGAGUUCACCCACGAGAACCCCCUGGAGACCCGCAAUAUCUGUUUCUUCUCUACCAACUGCGUGGAAGGCACUGCCAGGGGCAUCGUGAUUGCCACAGGUGACCGGACGGUGAUGGGCCGCAUAGCCACUCUGGCCUCAGGCCUGGAGGUCGGGCGGACACCUAUAGCCGUGGAGAUUGAGCAUUUCAUCCAGCUGAUCACAGGAGUGGCUGUGUUCCUGGGGGUAUCCUUCUUCGUGCUGUCCCUCAUCCUGGGCUACAGCUGGCUGGAGGCAGUCAUCUUCCUCAUCGGCAUCAUUGUGGCCAAUGUGCCUGAGGGGCUGCUGGCCACUGUCACUGUGUGUCUGACCCUGACAGCCAAGCGCAUGGCUCGGAAGAACUGCCUGGUGAAGAACCUGGAGGCGGUGGAGACGCUGGGCUCCACCUCCACCAUCUGCUCCGACAAGACGGGCACCCUCACCCAGAACCGCAUGACCGUCGCCCACAUGUGGUUUGACAACCAGAUCCAUGAGGCCGACACCACAGAAGAUCAGUCUGGGGCCACUUUCGACAAACGAUCCCCCACGUGGACCGCCCUGUCCCGGAUUGCUGGUCUCUGCAACCGUGCUGUCUUCAAGGCAGGGCAGGAGAACAUCUCUGUGUCUAAGCGGGACACAGCUGGUGAUGCCUCCGAGUCAGCUCUGCUCAAGUGCAUUGAGCUGUCCUGCGGCUCCGUGAGGAAGAUGAGGGAUAGAAACCCCAAGGUGGCGGAGAUCCCUUUCAACUCAACCAAUAAGUACCAGCUGUCCAUCCACGAGAGAGAAGACAGCCCCCAGAGCUACGUGCUGGUGAUGAAGGGGGCCCCCGAGCGCAUCCUGGACCGGUGCUCCUCCAUCUUGGUGCAGGGCAAGGAGGUCCCUCUAGACAAGGAGAUGCAAGACGCCUUCCAGAAUGCCUACCUGGAGCUGGGAGGACUGGGGGAGCGAGUGCUAGGCUUCUGUCAACUGAAUCUGCCCUCUGGAAAGUUUCCUCGGGGCUUCAAAUUCGACACAGAUGAGCUGAACUUUCCCACGGAGAAGCUCUGCUUCGUGGGGCUCAUGUCCAUGAUUGACCCUCCACGGGCUGCCGUACCGGACGCUGUGGGCAAGUGCCGGAGUGCAGGCAUCAAGGUGAUCAUGGUGACCGGGGACCACCCUAUCACAGCCAAGGCCAUUGCCAAAGGUGUGGGUAUCAUAUCAGAGGGCAACGAGACGGUGGAGGACAUUGCAGCCCGGCUCAACAUUCCUGUCAGCCAGGUCAACCCCAGAGAGGCCAAGGCGUGUGUGGUGCAUGGCUCUGACCUGAAGGACAUGACGUCAGAGCAUCUGGACGAGAUCCUCAAGAACCAUACGGAGAUUGUCUUUGCCCGGACGUCUCCUCAGCAGAAGCUCAUCAUCGUGGAGGGCUGUCAGAGGCAGGGAGCCAUUGUGGCGGUGACAGGGGACGGGGUGAACGACUCCCCCGCGCUGAAGAAGGCGGACAUCGGCAUUGCCAUGGGCAUCGCUGGCUCUGACGUGUCUAAGCAGGCAGCCGACAUGAUCCUGCUGGACGACAACUUUGCCUCCAUCGUCACGGGUGUGGAGGAGGGCCGCCUGAUCUUUGACAACCUGAAGAAAUCCAUCGCCUACACUCUGACCAGCAACAUCCCCGAGAUCACCCCCUUCCUGCUGUUCAUCAUCGCCAACAUCCCCCUGCCUCUGGGCACUGUGACCAUCCUCUGCAUUGACUUGGGCACUGACAUGGUCCCUGCCAUCUCCUUGGCCUAUGAGGCAGCUGAGAGUGACAUCAUGAAGCGACAGCCGAGAAACCCGCAGACAGACAAGCUGGUGAACGAGAGGCUCAUCAGCAUGGCUUAUGGACAGAUCGGGAUGAUCCAGGCGCUGGGUGGCUUCUUCACCUACUUCGUGAUCCUGGCAGAGAAUGGUUUUCUGCCUUCACGGCUGCUGGGAAUCCGCCUCGACUGGGACGACCGGUCCAUGAAUGACCUGGAGGACAGCUACGGACAGGAGUGGACCUAUGAGCAACGGAAGGUGGUGGAGUUCACGUGCCACACGGCCUUCUUUGCCAGCAUUGUGGUUGUGCAGUGGGCUGACCUCAUCAUCUGCAAGACCCGCCGCAACUCAGUCUUCCAGCAGGGCAUGAAGAACAAGAUUCUGAUUUUUGGGCUCCUGGAGGAGACGGCACUGGCGGCCUUUCUGUCUUACUGCCCGGGCAUGGGUGUGGCCCUGCGCAUGUACCCGCUCAAGGUCACCUGGUGGUUCUGUGCCUUCCCCUACAGUCUCCUCAUCUUCAUCUACGAUGAGGUCCGAAAGCUGAUUCUGCGGCGAUAUCCAGGUGGCUGGGUGGAGAAGGAGACGUACUACUGA
This is a messenger RNA of Mesoplodon densirostris (Blainville's beaked whale), 3063 nucleotides long. It is a transcript of the gene ATP1A2, whose product is annotated as ATPase Na+/K+ transporting subunit alpha 2. The record is from RefSeq and is a predicted model, not a curated record. Bases 1 to 3063 code for a protein of 1020 amino acids. The transcript has 23 exons. Gene Ontology annotation, biological process: potassium ion import across plasma membrane; sodium ion export across plasma membrane; intracellular sodium ion homeostasis. Gene Ontology annotation, molecular function: ATP hydrolysis activity; P-type sodium:potassium-exchanging transporter activity; ATP binding. Gene Ontology annotation, cellular component: membrane. NCBI's taxonomy places the organism in Eukaryota, Metazoa, Chordata, Mammalia, Artiodactyla, Ziphiidae.